GUCAAGGUCAACUCCCAAACGGCAGCUUCCCUCCAUCAGCCUUACAACUUCACAACUCGAUAUUCCGAAAACGACAUUUCACCACGCCGCCAUUAAUCCGAGUUCUCGCUACCCGACCCAAUUCCCAAACCAAUACCCACCAAAUUUCAAUAUGGAUCACCGACCACAAGCUUGGGGCCGUCCUAGAGACGAUGUCUACGGUGCCUACGAUGCCUCAUACAUGCAAACAAACGGUCCGAACCAGCACACCCAAUCCCCCGUCGUAACGGGAACGUCGGUAGUAGCGAUGAAAUUCAAGGAUGGCGUAGUCAUGGCCGCCGAUAACUUGGCAUCCUACGGCUCCCUAGCGCGCUUCACCGACGUAAAGCGACUCCGCACCUUCGCCGAGACCUCCCUCGUCGGCUUCGGCGGCGACGUCUCCGACAUGCAGUACCUGGACCGACACCUAACGGGGCUCAACAUCGACGAGGCAUAUCAGGAGUCAGCCCACACCCUGAACGCCCGCUCUCUACACAAGUACCUCUCCAAGCUCCUCUACCACCGCCGCUCCAAGUUCGACCCGUUGUGGAACCACCUCCUAGUCGCCGGUCUCGACGAAGAAGGCGCGCCCUUCCUCGCAGCCGCCGACCUCCUCGGCACAACCUUCACCUCGCCGUCCCUCGCCACCGGGUACGGGAGCAUGCUCGCGCAGCCCAUCAUGCGCAAGUACGUACCGGACGAAGCCUCCGUCGCCAACGUGACGAAAGAGCAAGCGAUCGAGGUGAUCAAAGAAUGCAUGAAAGUGCUGUUCUACCGCGACGCGCGGUCGCUAGACUCGUACUCGAUUGCCGUCGUGACCAAGGACGGCAUCACGCUGUCCGAGAACGAGAAGCUCGAGAACCAGAGCUGGGCCUUCGCCGACCGCAUCAAGGGCUACGGCACGCAGACCGUGUAGAGAGCAGACCCUGCUUCCGCCGGAGCCAUCGAGCGUUCUUUCCGUCGCCUCUCCAUCGACAUCAGGUUCCGUGUGGGCGAACAUGACGACAUGAUGGAUUUGGAUGGUUGACUAGACUAGGCUGGGUAGUUCGGGAGAGAAAGAAAGUAUUCUCGACGGGACGGGAUACGAGAUCACGCUUGCCUAGGGAGUUUGAUGGGGGAGGGAAGGAUAUUACGUAUAUUACUACAUCACCAUAAAGUCACGAUGCUUCCCGGUCGUCUGUAGAGAAGAGCAGCAUAGGUAGAGUAGGUAGGCAAGGAACUCUUGUAACGGCAAAAUCAAGACAUGUGAACAAGAA
Annulohypoxylon maeteangense is the source of this 1274-nucleotide messenger RNA. Its product is annotated as proteasome endopeptidase complex, beta subunit. The coding region runs from base 152 to 934 and encodes 260 amino acids. Gene Ontology annotation, cellular component: proteasome core complex. The transcript has 3 exons. The record is from RefSeq and is a predicted model, not a curated record. Lineage: Eukaryota; Fungi; Ascomycota; Sordariomycetes; Xylariales; Hypoxylaceae.